Messenger RNA from Mucor mucedo, 1880 nucleotides. RefSeq lists its product as uncharacterized. Gene Ontology annotation, molecular function: protein binding. Lineage: Eukaryota; Fungi; Mucoromycota; Mucoromycetes; Mucorales; Mucoraceae. The transcript has a single exon. The record is from RefSeq and is a predicted model, not a curated record. Bases 24 to 1709 code for a protein of 561 amino acids.
UUUCUUUCUUCUUCUUCUGCAAAAUGUCAUUUAAAACUGCUCCUAAUGAAAUCUUGAUUAAUAUAUUUAGCUUACUGGACAAAAAAGAUAUGUAUCCAUUGAUAUACGUAUGUAAACAAUGGCAUAUGACCGUAGUCCCACUCUAUUUUCAGAAUAUCCACAUCACAAAAAUACCUACCGAAAGAGAUGUGACUUAUAUAAAUGGAUGCUUCACCCAAGAACUCGCUAUCAGUAGUGUAUAUAACGAAUAUGGAUUGGCCAUUCUUAGUACACCUGAUAAACCAGCCUCUCUAUUAUUAUUUUCGUCUCUCCCAAAUUUGAAAAAACUGGAUCUUCAAGCUUUCAACAGGCCAGCUCACUACAUGUCUAUUUUGCAGGAUAUCACAGAUACAAAUAUGUAUUUACGGUACAUCGAAGAAAUUGGAAUUUGCCGGAUAAGUGCAGAAGAUAGUGUAUCACAUUUUCUAGCUUGUUACAACUUCCGUAAAUCGAUUAGACGACUUAGAACUUAUGUAAGCAGCAAUGCUCUAAUGUCAGCUACAUCGAAAGAUUUGAAUUAUUUUCUGCCGCAGUUUACGUGCUUGACUCAAUUAACAAUUACUAAUCAAUUCGGAGAUGACAUAACGUUGUUUGAUAUAUUAAUUUGCUGUGAAAAUAUUAUAGACCUCAAUUAUGCUAGCAGGUGCUUGGUUCCUUUCCGAGCAAAUAGUCAAGUUGGUUGUACAAGUAACAAGCAUUUAAAACGUCUUACAAUUUCUUCGCAAAUUAACUCACCAGCGUAUAUCGACUAUCUCCGAAUCAUACCGGCUUUGGAAUACUUAAAUUUAACUAUCGUUCAUUACCAUGAAGAAGAUGCUUUCAAAUUAUUUUCAGUGAUUGAACCAUUCGCUGAUGAAUUUCAAAAAUUCAAGGAAUUAAGAAUCAAUUUUAACGGUUACCUAUCGUUACCAAUUCCACCAUCACUUACGAAUGUGUUUUACAGUGUUUUAUGCAAGCUAAAAGGCGAUGGAAAUCGGCUAUAUGAUGCUACUCUUUGUACCCCCAGCUGUGCCACAGACAAUGUUAUCGCUAUUCAUGAUGGUAAAUUAAGUUUCAAAUACAUCUCCGAACAUGAAAGGCUUAUUGGUUCACACUUUAUUGAUAAUGUAAAGAAAAUUGUGAAAGGUCUAACAUUUACAGAAGAUCAGUUCUCUUACUGGGAAAUAUUAGACUAUGCAAAAGAAAUUCCUCGACUUGAAAAACUUUAUCUCUCAACGAGACUUUUCGAUUUCAGAAGCAUUGGAUCAGAAAUUAUCAUUAGUUGUUCUAACCCUUGGGAGGCUUUAUUGGAUCAAUUUCACGCUUAUUCACCUAAAGCAGAAACCAUCACUUUUGAUCGAAAUGAUAUUUUUUGUACCCGAUCAACACGCACACUCACAUGGGACCUUACAGCCUAUACAAGCCUCAAAGUAUUUAAUUUUCAUGUUAAUCCUGUAAAAGCAAUAGAUUACGAUUUUGUGUUCUUCAAAUUCGAAUAUGACGACUUUCAUUGCUACAAAAGGAUUGUGUUUCAUAAUGAUAAGAAGAAGAAUAUCCCAGUCACCAUCAGCUCGUCCCUAGAACGUACCAACUAUAUCCGUAAUGUCACCAUCAAGCUUCAUAGUCGAUCAGUCAAAAUAAAUUGUGCGCCGAAUAGUUUAUUCACAUUAGAAUCUGUAGCAUAUUCGUAAACAAAAGGAUCGUUUCGAUUUACCGAAUAUAAUCUUUUUAAAUCUUCCUCUUAUACAGCAGUAAAUUUGAUAAGUACUUGUAUCUGUAAGCCUUAAUUCCACAUCUAAACUUUACACUCAUUACUAUCAUGUAUCAUAUCUUAUCAACCUUUUCUCAAUAAAGUAGAAUGC